Molecule: messenger RNA, 2006 nt
Organism: Amaranthus tricolor (Joseph's coat)
Lineage: Eukaryota; Viridiplantae; Streptophyta; Magnoliopsida; Caryophyllales; Amaranthaceae
Product: outer envelope protein 39, chloroplastic
Exons: 11
Coding region: 427-1509 (360 amino acids)
Biological process (GO): embryo development ending in seed dormancy; chloroplast organization
Cellular component (GO): outer membrane
Source: RefSeq, a predicted model, not a curated record
CACAAGUAUAUCACUAAAUGAACUAUGCCUAACUUUCAUUCAAAAUCAGAUAGAUCAUCUGAUUUUUAAAAUUAAAUACCGAAUAUUUUUAAUGGAAUAUUUUUAAUAAACGGAUCGAAUAUUUUUAACCCCCUACAAUCAUCUCGAUUAACUCUAUUGAUUGAUCAUCCUUAGAACGGAUUAAGAUUAAGAUGCCCAUGUAUAAUGAAAUGGAUAGUUCACAACGAGGAGAAAGCCCAAACAUAAAGUAAGAGACAACUUCUCCAUACAAUUUAACCCAUAUACUACUCCAUACAAAAAUCGUCCUUCCCACAAUCCCACCUAUUAAUAUCUCUCUAUUUCAAUUCAUCUUGUUAAAAACCAAUUGUGUCUUGUUUUCUUUUCAUUUUGGGUCUAAAUUUUCAUGGUUGUUUUUGGGUAUUAUCCAUGGGAGCUCAAAAGAGCAUCCAUGCUGGUAAAGCCAAAAUUGAUGUAAAUGUUGAUUUAACUCACAAAUUAUGUGCUGCUUUGAUGCUAUCUCCUUUCAGGAAUUCUGGUGGCCCUCUUUCAUUAAUUAUUGGAAGCUUGUGUAUAAAGCACCCUAAUUUAUUUGGUGGGAGUGAAAAGCUUGAUGUAUUUUGGGACAAGGGAUUAUAUGACACAAGUAUCUUGGUGGCAUAUAGGAGGCCGAGGCCUGAAUGGCUUCCUCAGCAGUCUCUUGCGCUGCAGCAUUCUAUUUCACCUGAGAUUGGAGUACAUGGUUUGCCUCUCGAUAACUUUUCUCAGUCAGGCAGUGGGGGUGUGAAUCUCUGUCGUUCUUCUGUGGGGUUAGACUUGAGCGAGCCUGCUAGUACAAACUGGAACAGUACGACGAGUAUAAAAUUUGAGCAUGUUCGUCUUGUGAGUGAUGAAGGUCGUCCUAUAAAUCGAGAUCUUGAUGGUUUUCCCGUGACUUGCAGCGGAGGGAAUGAUGAUAGUAUGGUGGUGUUAAAGCAAGAAACUCGCUAUGCCAGGGCUAAUGAUAAUUGCUUUAGUCGUUUUAGCUUGCACAUAGAGCAAGGAAUCCCGGUUUUCUCUAAGUGGCUUGUAUUUAACCGAUUCAAGUUUGUAGGGACCAAGGGUAUCAAGCUCGGGCCUGCUUUUUUAUUGACAAGUGUGACCGGAGGUUCAAUUGUGGGGGAUAUGGCUCCUUACCAAGCAUUUGCUAUUGGUGGUCUUGGUAGUGUUAGAGGUUAUGGUGAAGGUGCUGUUGGCACUGGAAGAUCAUGUAUCAUUGCAAAUACUGAAUUGACAUUCCCGUUGAGCAAAAUGUUAGAAGGUGCAAUCUUCGUAGAUUAUGGAUCCGAUCUGGGUACAGGUCGUCUUGUUCCAGGAAACCCGGCUUUAAGACAAGGCAAACCAGGAAGAGGAGCUGGAAUCGGGUACGGCUUACGCUUCAAAUCACAAAUCGGUCAUUUCCAAGUCGAUUAUGCUAUGAAUAGUUAUCAACAGAGAACUGUCUACUUUAACAUCACCAAUGUACCUUCAUGACAGUCCGUUGAUUUAGUUCUUCCUGGUUUGGGAGUUCUUUUUUGGUUUAUACUUUUUUAGCCGAGAGAAGCUCGAAACUCAUAUGGGUAUUGUGAAUUUGAGAUAUCGCUUCCAAAUACAUAACAAAAAAACUCUCAUUUCAACACUAGCCUUAUAGAUUUAAAGAUACAACUUCCAUAAUUCUUUGAUCAUUCCUACUAAUCUAUCCCAAGAUCAUUCAUGAUUGUCGCUCGAAGCACAUUACUAGCUUUCGCCAUCAACAAGGCUCGUAUUUACAAAUUGGGCGUUAACACGAGUCAGCGAACUUGAGCUGAUGAAAACUGUGUCGAUGUCGUUGCUUGCUGUCUUGUUCGUUGGGUAUUUGUUGUACUUUUGUAAGAUGUAAUAGUAAUUGAUAAAUGGGGUAUAUGCCUUGUGUAAAUUGAACAAACUUUUUUGGUUCAGAAUAUUAGAUUAAUUUCUUCAUUUAGAAUGCAUCUUAAAGAAGCUUUUUGGCA